Lingula anatina is the source of this 2764-nucleotide messenger RNA. RefSeq lists its product as uncharacterized. NCBI's taxonomy places the organism in Eukaryota, Metazoa, Brachiopoda, Lingulata, Lingulida, Lingulidae. The record is from RefSeq and is a predicted model, not a curated record.
CACUUGGAAAAGGUAAGUCACACUUAAGGUCGGAGAUUUUGGAAUAUUGCACAGUAAGGAAGAAGGUCAGAGAUUUUGGAAUAAUGCACACCAAAAAAUGUGGACCCGUUUGGCACUCCUCGCUGCCGUCGUCGUAGUGGCCGUGAAUGCCACUGCAUUCUUUGGCGACCCAUGCACACCAAACCCAUGUCUGUACGGCGGACGCUGCACUACAACCGGAAGAGACAGCAUGUCCUGCGCAUGUCGCAGAGGGCUCACUGGAAUAAUCUGUCACUUGGAUGCUGCUACUGGCGCCCCAGCCUUGUUUGACCUUGCUAACGCUGGUCCAGUUGGCCCAACAGGUGCCACCGGUGCUCAGGGUCCAGCCGGACGUCCAGGUGUUGGUGCUCCAGGUCUCGAUGGUGCCCCAGGUGCCGCAGGCGCUCCAGGUGCUUCUGGUGACGCAGGUGCUGAUGGUGCCCCAGGUGCCGCUGGUGCUGAUGGUCUGCCAGGUGCCCCAGGUCUCGAUGGUGCUGACGGUAUCCCAGGAUUUGGUGCCCCAGGCCCCAAGGGUGACCGUGGUUUCACCGGUGCUCCAGGUGCCCCAGGUUUCGAUGGUGCCCCAGGUGCUCCAGGUCUUGAUGGUGCCCCAGGCCCACAAGGUCCAGCAGGUGCCAGAGGUGCUAACGGUCGUCCAAGCGGUGUUAAUGGCGCUCGCGGUGCCACAGGUGCUCCAGGUCGCGAUGGUCUCGAUGGUGCUCCAGGUGCCCCAGGUGCCAAGGGUGACCGUGGAUUCCCAGGUGCCACUGGUGCUGCUGGACGUCCAGGAGCCGCUGGUGCUCCAGGACCAGCCGGUCCAGCCGGUGCUCCAGGCAAGGAUGGUCUCAACGGUGCCCCAGGUCGCGAUGGCCUUUCCUUCGGUGCUGGACCAAAGGGUGACCGUGGUUUCACUGGCGCCACUGGUGCUGCUGGUGCCCCAGGCAAAGAUGGCUUCCCAGGACGUCCAGGCGCUGAUGGUCUGCCAGGUGGCCCAGGCAAGGACGGUCUUAACGGUGCUCCAGGCCGCAACGGUCUCGAUGGCCUUAAUGGUGCCCCAGGCGCUAAGGGUGAUCGUGGUUUCACCGGUGCCACUGGUUUCACUGGUGCCCCAGGUGCCAAGGGUAAGGAUGGUCUCAACGGUGCCCCAGGUUUCGAUGGUGUCCCAGGUGCUGCAGGUCGCCCAGGUCUUGGUGGUCCAGUCGGUGCUCCUGGCCGUGAUGGCAAGAACGGCGCUAAUGGUGCUAGAGGUCUUGAUGGCGCUAACGGUGCUAGAGGUGCUCGUGGUCCAGCUGGUCCAGUUGGCCCAGUCGGUGCCCCAGGACGCAACGGUGCUCCAGGCAAGGACGGAUUCAACGGCGCUAACGGUGCCGUUGGUGCUGUAGGCCCACAAGGCGCAACUGGUGCCAGAGGCGCAACUGGUGCCCCAGGUAAAGCCGGCAAGGAUGGUCUCAACGGCGGUCCAGGUGCCCCAGGCGCCAAUGGUAGAGACGGAUUCAACGGUGCUCCAGGUAAAGAUGGCGCUAAUGGUCUGAAUGGUGCCCCAGGUGCUCGUGGUGCAGCUGGUCCACGUGGCGCAACAGGUGCAAAGGGAGCUACUGGUGCUCCAGGUUUUGAUGGUGUCCCAGGCGGCCCAGGCAAGAAUGGUCUUGACGGCGCUCCAGGCAGGUUCGGUGCCCCAGGCAGAAACGGUGCUCGUGGUCCAGCUGGUCCAGCUGGCCCAAGAGGUCUUUCUGGUCUCGCUGGCGCCGAUGGUGCUCCAGGUAAGGCUGGUGCUGAUGGUGCCCCAGGUUUGGCUGGUGCCCCAGGUGCUACUGGCGCCACUGGUGCCGCAGGCCUCAAUGGUGCUCCAGGUGCUAAGGGUGAUCGUGGAUUUACUGGUGCCCCAGGCAGAAACAGCUUCGUCCAAGGUGCUACAGGUGCCCCAGGCCCAGCUGGUCCACAGGGUGCAACAGGCUUGACAGGUGCUACAGGCUUCACUGGUGCCCCAGGAGCAACUGGUGCCCGUGGUCCAACUGGUCCAACUGGCGCCACAGGUGCCCCAGGCAAGGCUGGCGCUCCAGGCCGUGAUGGUGCCCCAGGUGCCCCAGGUGCUGCAGGCGUCAAGGGUGAUCGUGGAUUCCCAGGAUUCCCAGGCAAGGACGGUCUCAAUGGUGCCCCAGGUGCCACUGGAAGAGCUGGCGCAAGAGGACCAAGAGGUCCAGCAGGUGCUCCAGGUGCCCCAGGCCGUGAUGGUGCCACAGGCGCUGCCGGUGCUAGAGGCGCCACUGGUGCCACUGGUGCCGCAGGCCUUGAUGGUGCAGCAGGUGCUGCCGGUGCCCCAGGUGCCAUGGGAACCAUGGGCGCUAUGGGUUCCAGAGGAUCCCAGGGAAGACCACACAUCUUCCACGCUUUCGGCUCUAAGAAAGGAGGAUUUUUAUAAGCGCAACAAGACGGCGACUCUGAAACAUCCCGAAGAGAAGCUGUGAAGAACUUAUAAAUUAUCAGUUAUGUAAACGGAAUGGUUUAUAUAUUUUUUCUUAUUAAAGAGAAUAAUACAGUAUAUAAUUUGAAACAGUACAAAUCGUGUUGUUCGUUUUCUUUUAUCCCCACCGCCGAGGAGGGACUUGGAGUUUGUAAAAUGAAAGCACGUGUUUAUUACCUACCUUUUCUUCUGUACUGUUAUUCAUAAAAGUCUAGUCUAAAUCAAUUUUUGUUUAAUAAAUUAAAUAAUUAAUUCUACCAUGCCAAAUAAUGCUUUGGUAUUUAA